UGAACACAGUUGAACAGUUGAACUCGUUCCGUUGACUCCGGCGAGUGCUCUCAUGCUCUGCUUGCAGGUAUCAGUGCAUGGCCUUCGUAAAAACCAUCCGCGCGCACACAAAUAUUACCGGUGUGUGAAUGGUGUGAAUCACGCCAUCAUAUUAAUAUUAAUCCAUCGUAGUCAAACAGAUUAAAAGUAUUCGCACGUCGCGCGCGUCGUGCAUGCGCGCUGUGUUAUCACACGCUCGCGACUCACCAACGAAGCUCGCGUUUAUCGAUUAGAAACACAGUACCAACAACAGAACGAUGGCGACGUCCUGUUUGGCAGGAUUCGCGCUCGUGUUGGCACUCAGCGCGAAUUUAUCAGCCGCGUUUCCGCAGGACUACGCCGGACAAGAACUUCUUGAUGAAGUGCGCCAGUUGUUAUCACUAGCAUCCACCAAUGUGCAGCAGGUACAUGGACAUGGAAAUGGGGACCAAUCGGAUGUGGAUGAAAGCAGCACCGAUGAUGAUCAUGAUAUCAAACCAGACAGGCCACGGGUAGUGAAGAACUGGCCACUCACACCGUUGAAAAUCGGGCAGGUAUCCGGAGUGUCGGUUAAUUCUGAUCUACAGCCUGUUAUUUUCCAUCGGGGUGACCACGUAUGGAACGAAUAUUCCUUCAAUGAAUCUCAUCAUUAUUUGCAAGGCAGCAAAGGUCCCAUUAAAGAACCGACUGUUUUGACACUAGACCCCAAAGACGGGAAGGUCCUGGGUCAAUGGGGUGCGAAUUUAUUUUAUAUGCCUCAUGGGCUCACCCUCGACCGCCAUGAUAAUCUAUGGUUGACAGAUGUUGCUCUACAUCAAGUUUUCAAAUUCAGACCUGGUGAAUUGCAACCAAGUUUAACCUUCGGGGAAGCCUUCCAACCGGGUUCCAGCCAGCGCCAUCUAUGUAAACCUACUUCCGUUGCUGUUGCCAACACUGGAGAGAUUUUCAUCGCUGAUGGUUAUUGCAAUAACAGAAUAUUGAAGUAUAACGCAGCUGGUGGUCUUCUAAGGGUCAUCCCCAAUCCACCAGAGUUUUUAUCUCUGCAAGUACCGCAUGCGUUGGCGUUGAUUGAGUCUAUGGAUAGGUUAUGUGUCGCUGACAGGGAGAAUAUGCGUGUGACUUGUCCCAGGGCCGGAUUAUACAGUGUGCAAGGUAAACGUGAGCCGGCCCUGACCAUCCAACAGCCUGAUAUGGGUAGAGUGUUCGGUGUUGCUGCAAGAGGCAACUUGGUAUAUGCUGUGAAUGGUCCCACGUCGCCAUUGUUACCGGUACAAGGCUUCACAAUCGAUCCGCAAACUGAAUCCGUGGUUGACCACUGGGCACCUGAAGAGGGCUUUGGUAAUCCGCACGCGUUGGCCAUUUGCCCGAACAAUUCAGCGAUGUAUGUGGUGGAGAUUGGACCGAAUCGCGUGUGGAAGUUUGAUCUGGUUCGACCCACGAAUUAGGAACUCGUUUCAACGUAGAUAUCACAACGGGAAGAAAGGAAAAAGGAACUGGAAACAUAUAGUGGUUAUAUUGUGUAUGAUUUCAGAAUAAACUAUAAAAUAAAAGAUAGCAACCAAUAUUUGUAUCAUAGUUAUUAUAUACAUUAAUGUACUUGGUGUGUAAAUUAAUUAUAUAAACAUAUAUGAGCACAAAGGUGGUGGUUGUGUAGGAGUUAAACGAUAAUAAUAAAAAUAAUCUAUUCUUUCGUCAAA
Molecule: messenger RNA, 1715 nt
Organism: Dalotia coriaria
Lineage: Eukaryota; Metazoa; Arthropoda; Insecta; Coleoptera; Staphylinidae
Product: peptidyl-alpha-hydroxyglycine alpha-amidating lyase 2-like
Exons: 6
Coding region: 297-1463 (388 amino acids)
Biological process (GO): peptide metabolic process
Cellular component (GO): extracellular region; membrane
Molecular function (GO): protein binding; catalytic activity
Source: RefSeq, a predicted model, not a curated record